UUGGCCAGGAAGAAGCAGCUACUUGGAUUGGGCCACCAAAACUAGUGGCUGCUGCGCACAGCACGCACCUGAGCUAGCUAGCCAUUGUGUGCAACUGUGCAUAGCACAUUAGCACACAUGACCAUGUCGCGGCUCAUCCUCGCCGCCGUUCUCGUCGCGGCCAGCGUGCGCGCGGCCGCUCCCCGCGCGCUCGCGGCGCGCGAGCUGGCCGCCGGGGAGGAUGACGCCGCCGCGAUGGCGCUGCGGCACGAGGCGUGGAUGGCGGAGCACGGGCGCGCGUACAGGGACGAGGCGGAGAAGGCGCGGCGGCUGGAGAUAUUCCGGGCCAACGCGAGACUGAUCGACUCGUUCAACGCCGCGGCCGGGAAGCACGGCCACCGGCUGGCCACGAACAGGUUCGCCGACCUCACCGACGAGGAGUUCCGCGCCUCCAGGACCGGGUACCGGCGCCCGGCGCCGGCCGCCGGGAGCCGCGCCGGCCGGUUCAGGUACGAGAACGUCAGCCUGGCGGACGCGCCGCAGAGCGUGGACUGGCGGGCCAUGGGCGCCGUUACCGGCGUCAAGGACCAAGGAGACUGUGGCUGUUGCUGGGCGUUCUCGGCGGUGGCGGCGGUGGAAGGGCUGAACAAGAUCCGGACGGGGCGUCUGGUGUCGCUGUCGGAGCAGGAGCUGGUGGACUGUGACGUCUACGGCGAGGACCAGGGCUGCGAGGGCGGCCUCAUGGACGACGCCUUCCAGUUCAUCGCGCGGCGCGGCGGGCUGGCCUCGGAGUCGGGGUACCCGUACAACGGCGAGGACGGGUCCUGCCGCUCGUCGGCCGCCGCCGCCUCGCGGGCCGCGUCCAUCCGGGGCCACGAGGACGUGCCCCGCAACAACGAAGCGGCGCUCGCGGCGGCCGUGGCGCACCAGCCGGUGUCCGUGGCCAUCAACGGCGCGGACCCCGCGUUCCGGUUCUACGCCGGCGGCGUGCUGGGGGGCGGCGGCUGCGGCACGGAGCUGAACCACGCCGUCACGGCCGUCGGGUACGGCACGGCCGGCGACGGCACACGGUACUGGGUGAUGAAGAACUCGUGGGGCGCGUCGUGGGGCGAGGGCGGCUACGUCCGCAUCCGCCGCGGCGUCCGCGGGGAGGGCGUCUGCGGCCUCGCCAAGCUGCCGUCCUACCCCGUCUAGGUUGCUCGCCGCCGUGCCAGUCGGCAUCAACCGGUGACCCCACAGGAUAUAGUACGGCUGGUGGUGUUCGUUGGUUCGGGUGCUCGUAGCACGAAGACCGCGCACGCUACGUCAGACGCGCAUGGCAGGUUCGCCUAGUCUGCGAUUAGAUUAACGUCCUAAAUUACUCCAAUUAGUGCGUGCGUAAGCUACUAUGGCAUGAUGUGUGUAGAUGUGCAAGCCCGGCAGCAGUAAGAAUGCUCGGGGUUGUACCUUAUGUGGUGGCGACACGAGUAUUGUACUGUGCAGAAUGGUUUUCAAACUAGUUAAAUCUAUACUAUAAAUAUAAAUA
Panicum hallii is the source of this 1504-nucleotide messenger RNA. RefSeq names its product senescence-specific cysteine protease SAG39-like. Gene Ontology annotation, cellular component: lysosome. The transcript has 2 exons. The record is from RefSeq and is a predicted model, not a curated record. The coding region runs from base 118 to 1173 and encodes 351 amino acids. NCBI's taxonomy places the organism in Eukaryota, Viridiplantae, Streptophyta, Magnoliopsida, Poales, Poaceae. Gene Ontology annotation, molecular function: cysteine-type endopeptidase activity.